ACCAAGAGAGAAGAAAGAAUAUUUAUGUAUAUUUGCAUGGUUGCAGGUUUGGAGUGAAAGAAUUGGCGGUUCUGUGUGAAGGCCAAUCUAGUGAAGAGAUAUCUGUAGAAAAGCCAGUGGAUGAUAAAGACAAAGUUGGAAAUUUUGAGGAACUUUUGAAAUCCAUGUGGCAAGAUGAAGAAACCGCAGCAAAAUUUGUAUGCAGAGAUGAAAUCAAUGACAGUAUGAAUGAGCAGGAACUAGAGGAGAUUUAUGAGUUUGUGGCUACUCAGCGCAGAAUGACCUCUGAUGAAGCGAGGAAGGAAAAGGUCUGCACUGAAUGCAGAUAUGAUGAAGUGGAAAAGAAGAUUAGCCAAAUUGGUGCUUCUUGCCCAAGAAAAGCACUGGAGAAGCCCAGAAGAGCCAUGACAAUUAAGGAAGGUGAAAUAAAAUAUGAUCUAGAGUCAUCCAAAUUGAAAACCUCUAAUGCCAGCAUGGAAAAAGAUCUGAAAAAGUAUUCUGUUGAGUUCCAGCUGGAUUUUAAGGAAACAGUGUCCUUUGGAGCAAGUACUAGAAAAGAACCUACAAGUGAGAUUCAUCUCGGAUUAGAUAUGGAUUCCACUCAUAAUAAUCAUCUGGAGAGGUCUGCAACCCAAUUUUCUGUCUCAGAAAUGAAAUGUUCUCUCUGGAAGCAGAAUAUUAACAUAGCCAACAAUGAAACCACAACAAGAAAUUUUCCAAGACUUUUUCAAGCAUCAGCAAAAGAUCUCCAGAUUACUUUGUCAAGAGACCUAAAAGCUCCUUUGAUAACAUCUGCAUCACAGCCAAACAUAUUAGAUAGGCUUCCCUAUCAAAAUGGCAAGCAAGAGAAUGUAAAUAGGAAGGGAGAAGCUCCUAUUGGCAACCUAGAGAAGUCUGGUGCGGUGAAUCCUCAUGAACUGAAUAUUACGAGUGACCAUAUUGUAGUACUGGAUUCUGAUGAAGAGCUGGAACAGGAGGCAGAAAAGAAACAGGCAGAGGCCGCUUCAAGCUUCUCUGAGCAACAAUCAUGGCAUAAAGUGAGCGCUGUUGCCAACGUGAACUGCUGGAGCCCAUCUCCUCCCCAGCAGGAUGUAGGUAAAGUGGCAGAUGGAUUGGACACACUAAUUUGUAAUGAGGUACAAUCUUUGGAUGAAAGCCAUCAGCCCUUGAACCUGAGUAGUCACAAAGAAGGCAGCUUCUGGGAAGGUUUAGACAGGAGUGAAGGAAGGACAUUGGUGGUGCCUAAAACUCCUCUGCCAGCCUGGAAUAGCUUGGAUGACAUGCAGGUUGAAAAAUCCAGGUUGAAUUCUUCCCUUAAAAAGCAGUGGACUCAUGAAACCCAGACAGAACCGUUGUCUUGCAGCUAUAAACCUCUACCGGUGCUUUCAUCUACUUUGCUCAAAAUAGUGAAACCUAACAAUGGCCUGUGUGCAACAGAGAGAGAUGUGGUGGUUGUGGAUGACAGUGAGGAGGAACGGGAAGCAGUGCCACCAUGCUCAAGGGGCAUCUUUGUAGAAUCUUUGGAGGUAAGAACUCCAAAUGCCAGAAAUCCAUUGAAGGCCUCUGUGCACAUGUUUGACAUGCAGGACAAUCACCCUGUGAAUGUUGCUAGUAGUGUAGCUAAUUCAGCAGCCAUGUUCCAUUUUGGAGUGGGAGAUUUGCUACUGCACAACUCUCAGAAUUGGCCUGGAAAAGACUCUGACAGCAAUGAAGCUCUUCCUGCCUGCUCAAGUUUGUCAGCUUCCAUUCCUGUUCCAAAGAUUUCUGUCACAGAUCUUGCCUGCCAAGCCAGGGACAUCUCUUGCAUUUCUCCAUUCAUGCCCUUGCCACCUUAUUCAAGUAUGGACACCCCAGAGUUGAAGAAGGAAUUGAGCAGAUUUGGUGUCCGUGCUCUCCCAAAGCGGCAGAUGGUUUUAAAACUGAAGGAAAUUUUUCAAUUUACUCGCCAACAGGCAGGAACCGACUGUAAGAAAAAAUCUAUGCCAGUUGCUACCAGUUCUUUUCAGAAACUGCAGCAAAAAUGUCUUCCCCCUUAUCGACUGCUUCAGGGGAACCCAAAUACAACUAACCUUACAGAUCUUUCUGAAGGAGGCGCUCAGAGGCCAGAGGCUGGACUUGGGUGGCCAAAGAGAGCUGCUUUUCCUGCAAAGAGAUUAACUGAUGGAGAGGGCAAUGGAGAUCUAAUCCUGACAACUUCUCAAGUGUCAGCUGGCACAACAGGAGCUGGAAAUGAGACUUAUGCAGCAUCUCAAAGUUCAUCUGUGAAGUUUAAAAUCAGCAUGCUGUCAGAGAAAGAGGAAAAUGUACCAGCCUCUCAGAUUGCCGCUAGUGGUGAGGGUCAGCAACUGGAAUUCUUGAAGCACUAUAUUCAUUCCAACCCAUCUCUUUGCCAGCAAAUUCUGCUGUAUCAGCCCAUUGAACUUUCUGUACUGCAUGCAGAACUGAAGCAAAAUGGCAUAAGGAUUUCAUUGGACAAGUUACUGGACUUUUUGGAUGCAAACUGCAUCACGUUUACCACUGCAGAAGCUCGGAGAGAAAAACAAUACCUCCAUACAUCCAAGAGAAAGGGACAAAGGUGAUGCUAAGCCCUUUGGAUAUUCUCCCAAAAUGUGAACUCCUGGAGAUUUUUUCCUCUGCAACUUUCUAGUCACCUGCCUCUUCUCCUUUUUCAUGAUUAUGUAUUUUUCUUUGCUCAAUCCUUUUUUCGGGGGAAAUAAUCUGUGUUGGGGUUUGAAGUCAGAGUUGGUCACUUGCAACAGCUGUUCUCAGCCUUGCAUCCAAUCCUGAGGAAUGAUUUCAGCAUACAUGUUGGGACAACCUGUUGAGGCCUAGAAGUAUCUUCGGCAUAUCCUUACCCUGAUGGAUGGCUGAUGGAGGGAAAAACAUACUCCUUCAUUUGCAAAGAUAACUUUCACGUUUAUGUCACCUGAGACUACCACCCAAGUAAUUUAUUACAAAAUUGUCUCCCAGUGCAAAACUGGGAAGAAGAGAGCAAGAUGAUGUGAUGUGAGAGGGCAGCAUUUUUACUGAACACACUAUAAAUUCUUGCUUCUCAAAGACUUUGGAGGACUGGAGCCACUGUUAAUACUUGCAUAUGGAGAUGGUAAUGCAAGUCUUCAAUUAUACAAUUGAUUUCAUUUCUUACCUCCCCCCAUUAAAAAAAGCAAGAAAUUAUUUUAUGUACUAAAUGUGAACAUUUUUUUAAGUAUCAUUGGUCCCACAUUGCAAUUUUUUUAACUGUUGCUACCCAGAGUGAUGUAUAUAAGAUGGGCAGCCAUGUUUAUUAAAUAAAUGUUAAAAUUAUGUCAUGCCCUUAUGCAAGAGGUUUUACAUGACUUCCAUACCAUCACUUCACCUGAGGAAGGGUGGAUUUCUCUGUACAGUGUACCCUCUGUGUGGUAUUUUCAGUUACAUUGAAAUUGUAAUAUAUUAGAUACAUUUAUCAGUUAUGGUACCUGACAAAACCCAUCAUGUAUCUCCUAGUGAUCAUUUAGUGAGGCAGAGUAAGAAGCCCAAUUUUGCUUCCUUCAAAAAUAGUAUAGUCAUGGAGCAUCAUAGAUAGGACCAGGCUGGGAAAAUCAAUGAAAGACAUUGUCUUGUCCUUUCUGGAUCUGUUGUAUAGCUUCUUCAUUGUUCCUGCACAGAAAACCUUGGUUUUUUUUAUUUUACUUUAGGAAGCAUCUGUUUCAGUUAAACAGGUGCUCCUUUCCCAAAAUGCUUUUUAAAAAGCAAACAUUUCUAAUUUCUUUCUGUUGAUUCUCAUGAAUUAGUACAGCCAAGUAGUAGUGGGAAUAUAUUGCUCUUUAGUGCUUC
Messenger RNA from Protobothrops mucrosquamatus (brown spotted pit viper), 3813 nucleotides. RefSeq names its product SLX4 structure-specific endonuclease subunit (gene SLX4). The record is from RefSeq and is a predicted model, not a curated record. Lineage: Eukaryota; Metazoa; Chordata; Lepidosauria; Squamata; Viperidae. The transcript is spliced from 4 exons. Gene Ontology annotation, molecular function: enzyme binding. Gene Ontology annotation, cellular component: nucleus; Slx1-Slx4 complex. Gene Ontology annotation, biological process: resolution of meiotic recombination intermediates; DNA replication; interstrand cross-link repair. The coding region runs from base 165 to 2579 and encodes 804 amino acids.